CGACGAUGACCUACGACGACGACGUCGUUCGACGAGACACUUCAACAAUCUGUGAUGAAAUUUGUGUCGGUGUUUUUUUUUUUUUUUUGACAGUUUCAAGUUAAAACUUUUAUAGGGUUAAUUUUAUUUAAUUAUUUAUUUUUUUUUUAAACGAGAAACAAAAUUUUCUUUCUAAAUAGUCUAAUUAAAAACGAAAACACAAAAAAGAAAAAAGGGGGAAAAAAACUGUAAAUAACAGUGAAAAAUGUAUUCGUUCCAGGGACACAAUCAAGCACUCUAUUAUUUAACGCAGUUAACAAAUGGUUUUAGACCAAAAUCGUCUUCUAUUGCAGUUCGUGUUUAUCAGCCAAUUUCAAAUGCUCCUGACGUUUUAUGCCAAGAAAGUUUUCUAGAGGCGAAAAAAAAUUGUACAGAAUUGCCAGGCGAAAUAUUGACAGCAGCGGUUGAAUUGCCAAAUAUUUUAAAAUUACAAGACAGAAAUGAGAGGGAAUUGGAAAUUGGCGAUGUUAAAGUGACAAUUAAGAAGAGAAUUAAAAAGCGAAACAAAUGGAAUGUUUCCUAUAUAUCGGGAUCAAAUUUCAAUGAAAAUAAACAAGGUCUGAGAGAAUAUGAUGAUACGACAACAUUUAUGUCGUUUAAAUCAAAUUGUGGCUUAAUACGCGUUGGACAAACAUCAUUUCUCGAUGUUCAAAUUCGUGGUUUUAAAACACAACGUAAUAUUCAAAAUGAUGAGGGCAAUAAAACAUCAAUUACCGCCAGGCUUUUAAAGUGGAUCACAACUAAUCCUGAUAAUUCGCAAGAUGCAGUUUGGCGACAUAUAAAACGUAAAGAUUUCAAUGAAAGUGCAUGGGAAACGAGAAAGGAUUUAACGCCAGAGGAACGUGUUAAAUUGGCAUUUGCCGAGGGUUUCGUUGAGGGCCAAUCGCGAAAAAAUCCCAAUCGAGUGAAACAAUUAUUCAAAGGAAUACAAUCAUUUGUCGCUGUUGUUGUAUUAGCAUUUUUAGUUCUCUUUCUAUUAGGCGCGUCUAUCCUACGUGUCUCGAAUGGUGGAUUAUUUAGAAUGCAAUUUGGUGAACAUCAGGAAAUUGAUGCCGAAAUGGUUAAUGUCACUUUUUUGGAUGUGAAAGGCAUUGAAGAGGCAAAAUCAGAAUUGGCGAAUGUGAUUGAAUACUUAAAGAAUCCGGCGAAAUUCACGGCACUUGGGGGUAAAUUGCCAAAAGGUGUUUUACUCUCGGGUGUUCCGGGAACGGGAAAAACAUUAAUAGCCAGAGCAGUUGCGGGCGAAGCGGGAGUUCCAUUUUUCCACGUGGCCGGCUCGGAAUUCGACGAAAUUCUCGUUGGCCAGGGUGCGAAACGAGUUCGUGAAUUGUUUAAAGCUGCAAAGGAGCGAGCACCGUGUGUGAUUUUCAUUGACGAAAUUGACUCGGUGGGUUCGCAUCGUACAACAUCCGCGCUCCAUCCAUACGCGAAUCAGACGAUUAAUCAACUACUUUCAGAAAUGGAUGGUUUUCAUCAAAACGAAGGUGUAAUUGUAUUGGGAGCGACAAAUCGUCCAAAUCAAUUGGAUUCAGCAUUAUUGAGACCCGGACGUUUUGAUGUUCAAAUACACAUUGACAAACCAAAUUUCAGCGGGCGAAAUGAAAUAUUAAGACUUUAUUUAUCGAAAAUAAUUCACAGCGAGGUGGAUUUAACGACUCUGGUGAAAAGUACAAUAGGAUUUACAGGCGCUGAUAUUUCAAAUUUGGUAAAUCAAGCGGCUUUAAGAGCGGCACUGCUCAAUGGUGAUAAAGUGACAAUGGACGAUUUGUUGUACGCGAGGGAUAAAAUAAUAAUGGGCCUUGAGCAUCGAAAGGAAAUUGAUAAGGAGAUGAAUAAGAUGGUCGCUUGUCACGAGAGUGGACACGCAAUUGUUGCCUAUUAUAAUAAAAAUGCAAAUAAUUUGCAUAAAGUGACAAUCGUACCACGAGCUGGCACUUUAGGACACACUUCCUAUUUGCCGAGGAGGGAAAUUAAUAGUUACACAAAGCGCGAAUUAUUGGCUGAUUUGGAUUGCAUGAUGGGUGGACGCGUCGCUGAGGAAUUAGUUUUUGGCUUGGAUAAAGUGACGGUCGGAUGCUCCGGUGACUUAAUGAAUGCGAAUAAAAUUGCAGAACGCAUGGUAAUGACUUAUGGAAUGUCGUCGAAAUUUGGCUUCCGAGUUAUCGCCAAAGAUAAAUCAAACGAUAUUGUCAACGAGGAAGUGAAAUUAAUUCUCCAGGAAUCGUACGAACGAGCAAAAACAAUUUUAAAAGAACACUCGAAGGAAUUGACAAUGUUGAGUGAGGCACUUUUAAAAUACGAGACAUUGGACUUUGAUGAUGUGAAAAAUCUUCUCGAGGGUAAAAAAAUGAAAGUUCAAAUGGCUUCUAAUUUACCAGCGAAACUCGAACGUAAUCUUAAAGAAGAACCCGUCGAUAUACAAAAAAAUAUUCUUUAACUACUUUAGGUUCGAUUAUUAUUAUUAUUGCUAAUUACUAUUAUUAUUAUUAUUAUAUAAAUUUCAAUUUCUGUACAGUAUAAUUAUUUUCUACCCUAGACUGUAAAAGUUUACUUUUUUUCCCAGAAAAAGAAAAUUUCUCUCUUUUCUUAAUACUCGAGACUUACAAAAAAAAAAAAAAAUAGAAACAACUUUUGCAGUCUAGAUAAAAAAAAAGAAAAAAGCGGAGAAAAAGAAUUAAAAAAUUUUUUUUUCUUUUAUUUUUCUCUUUAAAAAAAAUAACGACGUUCGACGUGUGUGAGUUUUUAUCAUUUUUAAAGUGACUAGAAGGUAAAUAAGAAAAAGAAUUCCCGGAAGAUUGUAAAUCUUAAUAUUAACGUCAAAAAAAAAAAAAAUCUUCCCUUCACUGUUAAUUGAUAUGAGAGACAAAAAAAAGAGAAAGAAAGAGAAUUGAAUAAAAAAAUCGGAAAAAAUA
Leptopilina heterotoma is the source of this 2951-nucleotide messenger RNA. It is a transcript of the gene YME1L, whose product is annotated as ATP-dependent zinc metalloprotease YME1L. Bases 245 to 2476 code for a protein of 743 amino acids. The transcript has 12 exons. Gene Ontology annotation, molecular function: ATP-dependent peptidase activity; metalloendopeptidase activity; ATP hydrolysis activity. Gene Ontology annotation, cellular component: mitochondrial inner membrane. NCBI's taxonomy places the organism in Eukaryota, Metazoa, Arthropoda, Insecta, Hymenoptera, Figitidae. Gene Ontology annotation, biological process: mitochondrion organization; protein quality control for misfolded or incompletely synthesized proteins. The record is from RefSeq and is a predicted model, not a curated record.